AUGAAUGGAAUCUUUGACAAUUGGUGGCCUGGUGGGUGCUGCAUUCAAGAAAAAAUAAAGGAAUCGAUACAUGAGACUAAAACUUUAUUCUGGGUAGAUACGUGGAUUGGUAAUGAUCCGUUGAAGGUGCAAUAUCCAAACCUCUAUGUAUUAGCAGCAAAAAAGAAAGCAAAGAUCAAGGAAGUUUACAAAGAUAUAAACGGGGGCACGUUUUGGGACUGGGAAUGGACUAGAGCCCCGAACACGGAUGUGGAGAAGCAGGAGAUGGAGUCCCUAAAAGAACAAUUACAACAACAAAAAAUGUCUCACGUCGGGGAUGUAUGGGUCUGGAAGAAUUAUGAACAUCAAGAAUUCAGCGUUAAAAAUGUGAAACUUUCUUUAGGUCGUAACCUGGAUUUGAACUCAUCUCCGAGUACGUUUUGCUGGAACAGUUGGGCAACUGGUAACAGUGCAGCUUUCGUUUGGCGAGCAAUGGAUAACAAGAUCCCGUCAGCCGUGGCACUGAGAGACAGAGGCGUAAAUCUGCAGGAAGUCUCCUGCAAAAUAUGUGGAGCUGGUGAUGAAUCGGCAGAACAUAUUCUGCUGCAUUGUAACCUGGCGGCAAGAGUAUGGGAGGCCGUGAAGGACUGGACGAAAACGAGAUGGGUUAACACAAAUGGCAGCAUAGCGGAACUAUUACAAUCGAUACUGGAUGGUCAAAUGGGUAGUCACAGGAGAAAAAUGUUACACACAAUUGCAAUUCAGGCGAUGUGGAUUCUGUGGAAGAAUAGAAACGAAAAAGUUUUCACAGGCAAACUGAAACCGGCCCAGAUAAUUAUUGAGGAUAUAAAGGAUACGUCAUUCCAAGGUGUGAAACUACGAUCAAAAUAUAGUUCGAUCACAAAACAACAAUGGUGGGAUUUCAAUUUUAUCUUGUAG
This is a messenger RNA of Helianthus annuus (common sunflower), 918 nucleotides long. RefSeq lists its product as uncharacterized. NCBI's taxonomy places the organism in Eukaryota, Viridiplantae, Streptophyta, Magnoliopsida, Asterales, Asteraceae. The record is from RefSeq and is a predicted model, not a curated record. The coding region runs from base 1 to 918 and encodes 305 amino acids. The transcript has a single exon.